Cavia porcellus (domestic guinea pig) is the source of this 7100-nucleotide messenger RNA. It is a transcript of the gene Itprip, whose product is annotated as inositol 1,4,5-trisphosphate receptor interacting protein. The transcript has 2 exons. Lineage: Eukaryota; Metazoa; Chordata; Mammalia; Rodentia; Caviidae. The record is from RefSeq and is a predicted model, not a curated record. Gene Ontology annotation, molecular function: protein kinase inhibitor activity. Gene Ontology annotation, cellular component: membrane. Bases 3683 to 5344 code for a protein of 553 amino acids.
GGUGGCUCCUAGUUCUCUGAGAGUGGGAUGGGCAAGGGUGGGCUGGCUUUCCCUCCCUCUCCUCCUCCUCACCCCAGAGAAAAUGACCUUACUGUGGGGCUCUUUGCUGCCUGAGCAAACACAGGGCCUCAGACCAAAUAUGUAGAAAGUAAUGCAUGGAAUCCAUGGUCCCAGAGGUAGGUGGUACCGGCUGACCUGAAAAAGGCAGUCUCAGGUCACCUAGCAUCCAGCUCGGCCUCCCUGGAAGCUGUGUACAGUGGAGCAGCCGUAUUGGCUCUCUGGUUUCCAGCAUCUUCUGCUGGAAGUGGGAGGUAUUUGAGCUAUACCUGGUAUUGGGGGGUGCUGUUAAAGAACAGCUGGUUCUCCUCCAAAGGGGUUUUGUGGGGCUGACCCUGUCCCCCGCUGAGCUCCUUCUGCAAUGCAGAUGCUCUUAAUUGGGUGACUGUUGGCUUCAGCCACUUUUUUUUUCCUUCUUUUUUUUUUUUUUUUUUUUUUUUGGUGGUACUGGGGGUUGAACCCACAGCCUUUGCCCUAAGCUGCACCCCUAGUCCUCUGUAAUUGUUACUUGCAGACAGGAUCUCACUUUGUUGCCCAAGCUGGCCUUAAACGUUGCAUCUCAUGCCUUGGCCUCCCAGCCCACUGAGAUUGCAGGGGUGCUGGUGUGGCCACAUCUAAAGUGAUGCCUCCUGCUGUCCCUGAGCAAGCCAACAGGAGAGGAAAGAUGUGGGGAGGGGAGAACACUGUCCCACAGCAGUGCAAAGCCAGGAGACCUGACAGCCCUGUCUUUCCAGGGUUUCACGUGCCUGUCUUUGAACUUGAGGGUCCCUGAGUCGAGUUUUGCUUUAUGCAUUUGGGACUUGCUCCCUGGUGUCUGGCAUAUGGGUGGUCACAGUAGUGGCCCUGAUUUUUGGGUGAGCAUAGCUUUUUCAGGAUUAUAAGUGAAAAUUAGAGCAUUGUUAGCUGAGAAGACUAUUUACAGGUUAUGUGUUCAAUUACAAAACCGGCCCCACAUCGAGCACCAUGACCAUUUGUUUCUGAAAACGGAGUCACAGUGACUGCUCGCUGAGCACUGCUCUGAGCACAGCUCCAUCCUCGGGGUUUUACAUGUGUUUUUCCCCUUGCUCAUGGCAGCCCUGAGAAGCGGCUGGUUAUUCCAGUUUCACAGGCUCAGAGAGGCCAUGGGACUUCCCCAGAGCCCCUGAGCUGAAGACAACAGACAGGAGAGUCAGACCUACAUCUGCUGUGCCCUCUCAGGCCUCUGCCUGGACACCGUGGCCCAGAGACUGUGAUGGAAGCCUAAGGGAUCUCACAGAAUGCAUGCCAUUAUAGCUCUGUGGGAGGCUGAGGCACGAGGAUCUCAAACUUGAGGCCAUACUGGGCAAUUUAAUGAGACUCUGUCUCAAAAUAAAUUUUAUUUUAUUUUAUUUUAUUUUAUUUUAUUUAUUUAUUUUGGUACCCAGGGAUUGAACUUGUGACCUUGUACUUGCUGGGUUGGCACUUGUGCUGCUGAGCUAAAUCCCUGGCCCUCAAAAUAAAUUUUUUAAAAAUUGAGAGAAAGAUAGCUCAGGAAUAGAGUACCCCCCUGGUAUGCAAAAGGUCCUGAGUUCAAUAUCCAAUACCAGCAAAACAAAACAAAACAAAACAAAAAAACACUGCAUAAAUGCUGAAUAUGAAAGGCAAGAAGCCAGCAAGGGAAUGGCUGGGUUACCAGCUCCAGGCCUGAGUUCCGGGUAACUGCCUGCCGUGGCAGACAUACUCUGUGCUGUUAGCAGACAAGGCUCUGUUUUCUUGUCUGAUUAAUGGGAGCACUGACACCGAGCUACUCACCUGCUCAGGUGAGGCCCUCAGAAAGAAACGCAAAGCCCCUGACUGUCAAUGACUUCCUCCCAGAUAAGGAGCACAGUGGUCACUCACAGCUACAGUUGAGGGGCUUGCUCUGAAGUUUCCCUGGGCCACGACUGCAUGCAGCGAUGCAAGAGUCACCUACCAACCUGUCCCAGACCCAGAGGGAGGGUUGGCACCCUUUAGGCCCUGGUUGCUGGUAGAGAGCUGCAUGCUCUUACCUGCUCCUCACAAGGAGCAAUUGCAUACCCUUCCUUACAGCUAGGGCCCUGCCUGAAGUCUGUGAAAGGGUCCUUUGAUUGAGGAGACUUUGUCCUAGAGUCCCAGAAGGCAAGUUUGCAGCACCCUGGGCUGGAGGGGAGUAGGGCAGGGGAUCCCUGGGCCCCACCCUGUGUGCUACCCUGCAGAAGCCCUGCAUUCAUCUCUGUGGUCUCCUCCCUGAGGUCUCAUGCCAACAGAGGUAAGCCCCCCAAUUUGCUGUCACCUGCAGAGCCAGCCCCUGCCUCCUGGCUGAAAAGCCAUCCCUAGCAGCCUGGAUUAAUCCACAGAAUCUCUUGCUAAAGCAGACUUUAUAAGUAUGUUGGGCGCCACUCCCUUUUUCAUGGCUGUAUUUUAUCUAAAUUAUGGCCUCCUCUUCCCUAAACAAUAAAGCCAGGAAGGUUUACAGGGACGCGUCCACUGCAUGCAUGCGUGCAUCUCCCCAUUCAUCUGUUCCCAGAGCUCCUCUAAUCUAAUGGAGGCGCUGUUGGUGGUGCUGGCCCACCUUUGGGAGGGAGGUUGUAGCUGAGCUUCUGGGGUUACUAGAUUGUCCUCUCCCUCUGGCAGCCCCGGUAGCUUUAGAAGACAGGUAGAUAGAGGAGUCUGAUCAUUGUUCCCAGGCUUCUAAAGGAGCUGCAGGGAUUGUUGGUCACCUCUCCCACUAAAGUCCUUAAACCAUAACCAGGGUGAUUUCACAGAUCAGAGGGUGACUUUAUCAUACUGAGCAGGAUUAGUGCCUCAGACUCAAAGCCACGCCCAGGGACUCCAGUUUGGCCCCUCAACUAUGUCCUCAAAGCCUCUACAGAUGGUUAAGCUCUCCUUUGCUGAAGGGCUUUGGGGCCGUUUCUUUCUGGGUGGCCUUAGGCAGGAGUAAACUUGUUACUUGACAUUCUCUGUAUCUGCUCAGGCCACUCCUGUCCCACACACAUGUCCUGAUCAUAGGUUCAUUCAGCAUUACUUGGACUCCUACUGUGAGCCAGGCUGGCCUGGGCCAAGCACUGGCAUCUCCCAUUACCGCUGCACUCCAAGCUGGAAACUCAUGUGGGUGUAAGUUGUUUUGUUUUGUGUCAUUCACAAGGAGUGGGACUGUAGCACAGAUAAUUCUCUGUUUCGUCAGAUAAUUCCGGGAGUGGUUUUGCUAACUGUUCAAGCCUAUGGGCUUUGGGCCUCUGCUUGCCUCUCCAGAGGAGAGGAGAACUGGUUUGCUUUGACCGACAGGUAUGGGGGGAUAAGCACCAGCCCUGCUGUUUAGGCCAGGUCCCCGGCGGCAGGCAGGCAGGCAGGGUAGAGCUCUGGCAGCUCUGAAUUAUUUUUACAACUGGGUUGGCCUCCCUUUUGCCUUUGUGUCUUGUUCUUCCCCUUUAUUAAGAUGAAAGAAGUUUAGAUCUUUGUAGACUGUGUGUGUGUGUGUGUGUGUGUGUGUGUGUGUGUAAGGAAGGUCCCUUCCUCUCCACCCCUCACCCCUCCCCAGUCCAGCUGAGCCCAGGCUUUGUAUCAGGUACGCCUCAGCCUCAGGGACCCAGCCAGAGAGCUGUGGGAAGAACAGGCUGGGAUUUGCCGAGGCCAGGAUGUGGGGAAAGCUAUGGCGGUGACCAUGGCAUUCUUCCGGGUGUGUCUGGUGGUGGUGACAGCCAUCGUCAACCACCCGCUGUUGUUCCCAAGGGAAAACACCACUGUCCCUGAGAACGAGGAGGAGAUCAUCCGCAAGAUGCAGGCCCACCAGGAAAAGCUGCAGCUGGAGCAGCUUCGCCUGGAGGAGGAAGUGGCACGGCUGGCAGCUGAGAAGGAGGCUGAGGAGCAGGUGGCAGAGGAGGAUCAGCAGCAGACUGAGGCCUACAACGCCUGGGACCUCUGGAGUACUCUCUGCAUGAUCCUGUUCCUUAUCAUAGAGGUGUGGCGGCAGGACCACCAGGAUAUGCCCUUACUUGAGUGCCCCGGCGGGGAUGAAGAUGAAUUGCCAGGGCUGGGCGGUGCCCCACUUCGGGGCCUCGCCCUGCCCAGUAAGGCCACGCUCAGCCGCUUUUAUGACCACUGCAUCCGGGCCGCCACUGUGGAUGCUGCCCGCACCAGGGAGUUCGUGGAAGGCUUCGUGGACGACCUGCUAGAAGCCCUGCGGAGCCUCUGCAACAGAGACACAGACAUGGAGGUGGAGGACUUCAUUGGCGUGGACAGCAUGUACGAGAACUGGCAGGCAGACCGUCCACUGCAGUGCCGCCUCUUCGUGCCCUUCACCCCCCCUGAGCCCUACCGCUUCCACCCAGAGCUCUGGUGCUGCGGCCGCCCUGUGACCCUGGACCGCCAGGGCUAUGGCCAGGUCAAGGUGGGCCAGGCUGGAGGGGAUGCAUUGGGCUGUAUCUGUGGCAAGACCAAGCUCGGGGAAGAUAUGCUGUGUCUGCUCCAUGGCCGGAGCACCGGGGCGCGGCCCAGCUUCGAAAUGGAGAAUCUGCUGUGUGCUCGAGAGUCCCCAUACCUAGAUGCCAUGCAGGUCAUGAAAUGGUUCCAGACAGCCCUCACCAGAGCCUGGCACCGUAUCGCCCACAAGUACGAGUUUGACCUGGCUUUUGAUGAGCUGGACUCGCCGGGGUCCCUCAAGAUCAAGUUCCGCUCGGGGAAGAGCAUGCCCUUCAAUCUGAUGCCUGUGAUCCAGUGUGAUGACUCAGAUCUGUACUUUGUCUCCCACCUAUCCGGGGAGCCCUCUGUGGGUGGCCCGGCCUCCAGUACCGACUGGCUCCUGUCCUUUGCAGUCUAUGAGCGGCAGUUCCUCAGGAUGACAUCUAAGACGCUGCCCGAGGGUGCCUGCCACCUCAGCUGCUUGCAGAUAGCCUCCUUCCUGCUCUCCAAGCAGCGCCGCCUGACGGGCCCCAGCGGGCUGGGCCGCUACCACCUGAAGACAGCCCUGCUGCACCUCCUGCUCCUGCGGCGGCCAGCUGCCUGGAAGGCCGAGCAGCUGGACGCGCGCCUGCACGAGCUGCUGCACUUCCUAGAGAAGAGCCUGCUCGAGAAAAAGCUCCAUCACUUCUUCGUAGGUAACCGCAAGGUGUCCGAGGCCAUGGGGCUUCCAGAGGCGGUGCGAGGGGCCGAGCCUCUCAACCUCUUCCGGCCCUUCGUCCUGCAGCGAAGUCUCUACCAGAAGACAGUAGACUCCUUCUAUGAGAUGCUGAAGAACGCCCCGACGCUCAUCAGGGAGUACUCCCUCCACGUCCCCUCUGACCAUGCCAGCCUGCCCCCUAAAACUGCCUUGUAGAGCAUGUGGGACCUGAGGCCCAGGAAGGAGGGCAUCCUACACAACCACCCCACUGGGGCUCUACAGCCCCUUUCUUGGUGGGGAGCAGAGAGGCUCUGCCUACCGGGAAGGCGGGACCUACAGAGCAGAGGCCGGAAUUCCCACUGGAUGUGGGCUUGCUUUCCUGACCGAGGGCUCUGGCGUAGGUAGGCUGGUGUGGAGCUGGAGGCCUGGUUUUUGGAUCACCACACAUGGCCAAGACAGUGACAAGGCGCUCAGUGGACACCGAGUUGGAGAGAAUGACACCUCCGAUUUAGAUGUAAUCCUUUUGCAUCCCAGGUCUAAUCUGUGCUUCAUAUCAACAGUAAAUCUAUGGAGAUGCUGCUGCCAGGGACCCUAUGCUAUGACCCAGAAGCCUGCUCCCAGGGAUCCUGGGCCCCAGCUGUCGGUAGCCAGAGCACAAAUAGUGGCAGCUGUGGGAAUUCAUGGCUUUUGACCACACUCUGCACAGCAGUGGAGGUUGCAUGGUGGUGGCACUUUCUUAUGCUGUUUGGGGAGAUGAGCCAGUAGAUUCGAGGCCCCAAGUGGCUAAUGUGCAUUUGCAGGUGGAGUGUAUAGUGCUGGCCAUGGCCUCUCAGGUGCACCCCUGCCUUUCUCUGCCUCUUGGUUACUGUGCCAGGUACAGUUUCCAUGGUGGGUGCCAGCUCAGUGCCUUGCCUCUCUGUUCUCUCGACAGCUGGUCCCUGCCAUCAGUGUGAUAGGAGGAAGGCAUGGGCAGGUAGUGAGAACUGAACUAGAGAAGGAGAACUGGUAACUGUGGCAGGGGACAGUGCCCAGACCCCAGCUCCGGCUUGCAGUCUGUGCCAGUCCGGAAAAGGUUGCAAAGCCCAGGCUUGAGGACCAGCUGCCAUGUAUGAGUUGUCCUCAGGGUCCCUGACCUAGGGGAGGCCAGGCUGAGAAGCUAGAGCUGCAGUAGAAGCAACUCACUGGCCCAAAGCCACUGUCCCUAUUACUCACUUAAGGGGACCUGCUCACUGCACUGCCCUCCCCCUCUAUGUGGGCCCUGCCUGCCCUGCAGAUGGUUUAGACCUGGAGGUCCCACUGGGGACUGGAGGCCCUCGGCAGGCCCAGAGCCUGGUACUCCUUAUUCUCCAGCGGGACUUCACUGGUCCUCUGGGAUUUCCUCUGAGCACCUGCCUGGAGAUCCUCACGCAAGGUGAGAGCAAGAGAGGAGGAGGGAUAAAGCUGUGCACCCCAGACAGCAGCUCCACCCGAAGGAAGGAGUUUCUCCCUAAUACGAGGCAUACGCUCACCUAGUGUCAGAGGGCCCAGAAGACAGGGCUGUCCACUGCUGGGGAGGUCACAGUAGGAGGGCCGGCUGCAGUCAGGGUUGGUCCUGCAGGAGCCUCUGAGGUGAGCAGGAAUGUCUGCCCCUCCCCAGGCUCACACCUACUUUCCCUAGCCCUCUUCCUGCGUGGGCAUGGCUCCUUAUUUAUUGUCACCUGUGCCUCUGCCCUUUGCUCCCUUCUCCUGUUGCACCUGUAGCAAACCCGGCAACCAAGACCCAACCUGCCGAAGCUGAGAUGGAGUAUGGGUCCCCCUAGGUUUCCCCUUGGCUUCCAGAGAAUGUUCCUCAGAACGAUACCUCUGUGCUCCUGGCCAGACACAGCUUGUGGGGAACAGGGCUAUUAGGCCUGCUUGGGAAGCAGAAAGCAGCGGGGCUGUGGGUAUUCCAAUCUGCCUUAUUUAUAUUAAAGGAAAAACAAAACUCUCAAAA